GUGAGAGAGGCUGAAGGGACUUUAGGUAUAGCAGUCGUAUCCUAGCCCGUCUCACCUCGAAAGUACAUCUUACUGUUGUCAAAAUGGACAAUACAUUGAACAUCUCCUUGUCAUCUGCUGACACUCUUCUUAACAGCACAAUUGGCGGCGUGGGGUUCGAUGGCUCCCUACACGCCAUGAGAUGUCCAUAUGGUACCAUGGGGAAUUCUACUAGGCUGGAUGGAAACCAGUCCUACCUGUGCAACCGGCCAGAUACCUACAGCGAGGACACCAACUCUAUCAUCAUAGCAAUUAUCAUCACAGCUCUCUACUCUAUGAUCUGCGUGGUUGGGCUUUUCGGAAAUGUCCUGGUCAUGUAUGUUAUCGUCAGGUACACCAAAAUGAAGACCGCCACAAACAUCUACAUUUUUAAUCUUGCCCUGGCAGAUGCCCUUGCAACAAGCACUCUACCAUUUCAGAGUGUUAAUUAUCUUAUGGGAACAUGGCCAUUUGGUAAUAUUGUAUGUAAAAUUGUAAUAUCCAUAGACUAUUAUAACAUGUUUACAAGCAUAUUCACCCUUACCACAAUGAGUGUAGACCGGUAUAUAGCUGUUUGCCAUCCUGUUAAAGCGCUUGACUUCAGAACACCGAGAAAUGCCAAGAUUGUUAAUGUUUGCAACUGGAUUCUUUCAUCUGCUAUUGGUUUGCCAGUGAUGUUCAUGGCAACUACGAAAACUGAAAGAGGAUCUACCGACUGCGCUCUGCUAUUUCCACAUCCUUCAUGGUACUGGGACAAUCUCCUGAAAAUAUGUGUUUUCAUAUUUGCAUUUAUAAUGCCAGUGCUGAUCAUAACAGUAUGCUACGGGAUGAUGAUUCUACGACUCAAAAGUGUUCGUAUGCUGUCUGGAUCCAAGGAAAAGGACAGAAACCUAAGAAGAAUCACACGGAUGGUUCUUGUUGUUGUUGCAGUGUUUAUUGUCUGUUGGACUCCUAUUCACAUUUACGUUAUCAUCAAAGCUUUGAUCAAUGUCCCUCCUUCUCUCUUUCAGACAGUGACCUGGCAUGUAUGUAUUGCUUUAGGUUACACCAAUAGCUGUCUUAAUCCAGUCCUCUAUGCCUUUCUUGAUGAAAACUUCAAGAGAUGCUUCAGAGAAUUUUGCAUCCCUACUUCUUCAAAUAUCGAGCAACAGAACUCUACCCGUAUGCGUCACAACACACGUGACCAUGUGUCCACUGCCAAUACUGUGGAUAGGACUAACCAUCAGGUAUGACUAGCAGUGGAAAUGUCAUGUCUGGAUUCAGGGGUUCCUGCAAGAGAUGACAUGACAUCAGAAGUUACUCAAAUAACCACAGGGCUAUAAUUCUCUGUUGGAAUUUGGAACACGGAAAAUGGUUCUGUUUGUGCAUAGCAAAAAGUAUGCUACAGCACAAACUGGAGAGGAAAAUAUUGGUGUUCAGGGUUGACAGGUUAUUAAAGAUAGCAAUUUGCGUUGGCUUUUACUCAUAUAAUAAGAGUUUGUACAAUUGUAAAUAAUCACUAAUUUGAAGAGCCAUAUGGCAAUGUGUACAUAAUGUGUACAUAAUGUUAUCCUGGUUGAACCUGAAACAACAUUGUUUUAAGAAAAAGAAGUGAAAAUGUUAAAGCUGUAAAAGUAUUCUGAAGGAAUUAUGAGAAAUAAGGUUAUAUAUUAUUAACUGAACAAGGUAUCUUAGUUGUACUUACUCUCUAUUGGAGACCAGAGGUGGACUGUAAAUAAGAUUACAAUUAUUUCUAUAACCUGUUAUUUCUGCCCUAAACUGUAUAUAGGUUCAUAAUUGCCUUUCUCUUUCAUAAUAAACCUACAGGAAAUAUUGAGAAGUGAUA
Messenger RNA from Spea bombifrons (plains spadefoot toad), 1843 nucleotides. It is a transcript of the gene OPRM1, whose product is annotated as opioid receptor mu 1. Gene Ontology annotation, molecular function: beta-endorphin receptor activity; G-protein beta-subunit binding; morphine receptor activity. NCBI's taxonomy places the organism in Eukaryota, Metazoa, Chordata, Amphibia, Anura, Pelobatidae. The transcript is spliced from 3 exons. Gene Ontology annotation, biological process: G protein-coupled opioid receptor signaling pathway; sensory perception of pain; neuropeptide signaling pathway. The coding region runs from base 84 to 1250 and encodes 388 amino acids. Gene Ontology annotation, cellular component: neuron projection; membrane. The record is from RefSeq and is a predicted model, not a curated record.